AGUGGAUAAGUCAUUCCACAACCUUUGUCGAAUCGGUGACUUGGAGGGGGUUAUGGAAUAUGUCGAUAGUGGAAUCGACAUCAAUAUGUUAGAUGACGAUGAACGAACGGGACUUCAUUGGGCUGCUUCGUCGAAAAAUCCAGAGUUGGUACAGUAUUUACUCUCACUGCCCGGCACCAAACUAAAUUGUCAAGAUGAGGCUGGAACGACCCCACUCAUGUGCGCCGUAUCCACUGGAAGAAAGCAAAAUGUGAUUCUUUUACUGGAAGCUGGAGCAAAUGUGAAUCUUGAGAACGAAAACAAGGAAACAGUGUUGCAUAUGACAAAAAACAAUGCAGAUAUUCUGGAAUUGUUCAUCGACCAAAUCACGGAUAUUAACAAAAAGAAUGAUUACGGUAUCACUGCUCUAAUGAAAGCGGCGUCUCUAGGCAGCCUUGACUCCCUAACCAUUCUUUUGAAUCAUGGAGCCGAUAUGUACGCAACGGACCAUGAAGGAAACACAGCUGCUCACUACGCUGCGUUUGACAACCAGCGCAAAGCCUAUCUGCUCCUGAAGCAACAUGGAUUCGACGAGAACACGGUCAACAAGGAGAACAAAACGCCUCUGGACUAUGUACAUUAUCGUCUUUGUUCCAAAAAACAAAUCUCUUAG
Messenger RNA from Blastocystis hominis, 652 nucleotides. RefSeq lists its product as hypothetical. Lineage: Eukaryota; Bigyra; Opalinata; Blastocystidae. Gene Ontology annotation, molecular function: protein binding. The record is from RefSeq and is a predicted model, not a curated record. The transcript has 6 exons. Bases 53 to 652 code for a protein of 199 amino acids.